AUGGCAAACUUUAACGAGAGAUCAUCAUCUAUUCGAGUUACUAAAUAUUCAGCACCACAUUCACUCAUUCCAUUACGAUCUAUUGAACCAUGGCGUCGUGAUAUUGUCAAUCGUGAAUUAAUUGUUAAUAAUGCCCAUCAUGGAAAUAUUCCUCAUUAUGAACAUGAUGAUGCACUUUAUUUCAAUAAACGUGAACAAAUGAAUUAUAAUAUUGAACCACGUGAUCGUGUAGAUAAAAAAUAUACUCUUCCAUCACGAGCUGAACAACUUGAGCCACGAUUUUAUGAAAUCUAUGAUCGUCAUCGUUCAUCAUUAUUAAGCCGUUAUGAUCCAUCGAAACGUUUUAAAAAGAAUUAA
Adineta steineri is the source of this 357-nucleotide messenger RNA. The record is from the annotation of a GenBank genome assembly. Lineage: Eukaryota; Metazoa; Rotifera; Eurotatoria; Adinetida; Adinetidae.